UGCGCUUGCCGUCACCGCGGAAACUUGUUCGAAGUUAUAAUCGACGGUGAGCCCCGCAUUUCGCGAUUUGUUCGUCCAAGCGAAUCUCGGGUUGUCGCGAAGUGUGUUUUAAUUCCGUGCGUGACCGUGAGAUAUCCGUCUGUGAAGUUUCAUCCAUUCACUAUUGAGAGUUUGUAUCAGCAAUAAGAUCGUACGAGAAUAAUUGUACAUUUUGUUGGUGAUGAUGCAUUCAAAGAUUUGCAAAGCCCGUGUAAAUCUAUUUUAACUGUACUUACCAAGCGGCCAUUGAAACGUGUGAACAAUCUGAUGAAUAGUUGCACAAAGUACAUAAGAUUGUAACGGUUGUUAACUGUCGUUCAGAUAGAGUUGCAAGAUCAAAUGUGUAAUUAAAAGGUGUCACUGAACCUGUUUCGAUGGGCGGAGACCGUAGCUGGAUCAAAACGCGGCGAGGGUGAAAGGUCACAGAGUUGUGGCAGCGAAGGAAGGAGGUGAAAGCUUACAGAAAGAAGACCAAGAAAGGAAGAAACAGGGACGGCACUGCAGGGAAUUCGAAGGUGCUCGCCUCUGGCCAGAUACACCGCGGGUUGUAUAAAUCUGUGUAUAUGCAUAGAAGAGUCGCGGCAAUAGAAGAGGGCUCCAACCACGACAACGUGUAUCUGGGUCAUACUGCCGCUCUCCCUCUCUCGCGGGCGGGUGCUGUCGCUUCGAUGUACGGGUGUUACUGUCGUUUCUCGUUUCCCAUAAUUUCACAAGAUUCCGCAGAAAAAAAUCGUCGUGUCGCGUCGUGCGGAAUCAAGAGAGAGGGUGGUUACGUAUUUCAAUUGCAGCAUUGAUAUCUCAUUUUAACGUCGUCGACGAUAUUUUAGAAAAAAAAAGAAUCGUUCGCUCGUAAAAGAAUGCAUCGAGAUAAGCAAACGGUCUAUUAUCAAGAACGCUUUGAUAUAAGUAAAUGAUCAUUGGUAAGGGAAAGCAGUGCGUCGAUUGAAACGUCCGUUAUAUUCGCACGGGAAUUACCACAAAGAACAAUUGCAUAGAUGGUGGAACACUUCGGUUUCGAGUUGUAACGCGGUUUUUCAACGACCGAUGCACGCGAGCUCGUUUCGAGCCCUUUGUUCGCGCGAACGGUGGUGUUGUAUCGUGGUUCGGUUGAAAUUUCGAUCGGUGACCGGAAUCGAGGUCGAAUCGUCCGCGUAGAUUCGACGAUCUACCAUCCCGUGACCGUAACGAGCUGUUAGAGGAAAAGGAAGAGUCGGAGGAAGGAAGAGAGUGUCCACCCUGGGGGACAAUCCAGCGCCACGCGAGAACUAUCUGCGGAAGAGCAAUCAGCUAGCGCGAAACCCGUUUCUCUUUAGAGGACACAUUGGACGAUGCUCGGUAAAUAAUGAACCCCCGCAGUCAUUUAUCAAGCUCGAAGUAGCACCGUUUCGAGUAGAUGGAAGAGCGACCGGUUUCGAGUCUCCAGGAUGAAGAAAUAACAACUCGCAUUUUUCUUUCUAUGUAUCUGCUCGAACGUGAUCACUCUGAGACGUUUCGCUUCCUCGUUUAAUACCAAAUACUAUCACGUUGAACAAACGAUACUAUCGCAUCGAUGAGAAUAUUUGCACUAGUUACUCGGUUAUUAGCGUUGCGAAUGAAAUGAACAGUGCAAGGUCGAUGUCGUGUUUGAGAUGCGACCGACGAUCGGGUGGACACGGUGGAUUCGCCGCGAUAACUUCAGAUAGCGGUGCACUAGCUUCAUGAGAAGAAUUAUUAUCCUCGAUCACGGCAGAGCCGUUCGCCUGGUGAACCAUGAGACGACGAAAUAACAACAACAACAACAACGGUUACAACGGUUGCUGUUGUCAAGGCAAGAGAGGUCGCAGCGGAUGCAACGGUGGAAGCGAACUGCCGGACUGGUGCAUUUACGCGACCGUCGCAUUAGUCGCCGUCGGUUGUUACUUAAACGCACUAAGUGGUGAUUUCGUGCACGACGAUAUUCCCGCGAUAGUGAGGAACAAGGACGUGCUCGCGCAGACACCGUGGACUAGUGUUCUGAAAGAUGAUUUCUGGGGGACGCCCAUGCACGAUGUCAAUAGUCACAAGAGUUAUCGGCCGCUGACGACGUUAACUUUUCGGUUGAACUACUUGAUGUCGGGAUUAACGCCGAGCUGGUAUCACGCGACGAAUAUUGCCCUGCACGCCAUUGCAUGCGUUUUGGUCACAAGGGUGAGUCUAGCAGUGGCAUCGUUGAGGCCGGGAUUUGCUGCCUUGACAGGCCUUCUGUUUGCUGCCCAUCCUGUACAUACUGAAGCGGUGACUGGCAUCGUUGGACGGGCAGAUGUACUCGCUUGUAUCUUCUUCUUAUUGUCGUUCCUCGCUUAUCACGGGCAGCAGACGGCUUACGUGUGGAGUAGCGUGUGCCUCGGGGCGCUGUCGAUGCUCGCCAAGGAAACAGGCAUUACUGUUUUGCCUCUAAACCUACUUUACGACCUCUGUCGCUCCUGGCAUUCAAUCAAGAGGUCUAUUUUCGAGGCCAGAUGGAACGAUGACUCGAGACACUUCUCUCGCCGGGCUGCAGCUCUACUUGUUUCGUUCGGCGUGCUGCUGGUGGUUCGUCUCGCCCUCCUUCACGGCACUCUACCGAAGUUCUCGCCGCAGGAUAAUCCGGCAGCUUUUCAUCCCUGUUUCCACGUCAGAUUAUUGACGUUCUGCUAUCUGGCGGCGCUGAAUUGCUGGUUGCUGCUAUGCCCGGCAACGCUGUCGCACGAUUGGCAGAUGGGAUCCGUUCCUUUGGUCGCAUCGUUGGCCGACACCAGAAAUCUGGCCACCUGUCUGUUCUUCGGCGGCUGUCUGAUCCUCACGUACAAAGCUUUCACGGAUUUCGAGCAACAGAGGCACCCUCCUCUUCUUCUCGGUUGGAUGUUCCUGAUACUACCGUUCCUGCCCGCAUCCAAUCUUUUUAUUACCGUUGGAUUUGUUGUCGCAGAACGAGUGCUCUAUAUGCCCAGUGUCGGAUGGAUCCUUCUGGUCGUAUACGGAAUGCAAAUCAGCUGGACCGCCAUCCCGCGCAAAAGGAGUCUAAUUACGAUGGGAAUCGUGCUACUUCUUCUAUUAGGAUGUUACAAAACAGUGCUUCGAAACAGGGACUGGACGUCCAGGGAAACUUUGCUCAAGUCGGGCUUGCGGUCUCUUCCCCACAACGCCAAGAUGCACUACAACUUCGCCAACUUCCUACGAGACACGUCGCAACCGAACCGUGCGAUCCUACAUUACCAGCUAGCCCUUUGGUUGUGGCCGACGUACGCCAGCGCGCAUAACAACCUCGGAACGUUAACGGUGGGCGAUCAAGCGGAGCAACACUUUUUGGCAGCGAUACACGCGCAACCGGGCCACGUGAACGCUCAUUACAAUCUUGGUCAGCUCUACAGGAAGACAAACCGAACCGAGGAGUGCAUACAGAUGCUGCAAAAAUGCGUGUCCUUGGACCCGGCGUACACGCCGGCCUACUUGGUUCUGGCGAGAAUAACCACGGGGCCGAUGGCUGGUGCUCUUCUGCGACACGUGGUCAAAUUGCAACCCAGAAGUCCGGACCACUUGGCAGAAUACGCGUCGUGGUUGUACCAAAAUGGCAAAUGGCUCCCCUCCCUCAAGUACUAUCUCAAAGCAAUGGAAGUCUCGCCGUUGCAUAGAUCAUCACUUCUGGGAACUGUUAGGAUACUAAGGUCGCGAGGUCAGUGGCCAAGGGUGCACCAACUUAUCACCAGAUGGCACCUGAUGUUACGAGCGAAGCGGGGCGGCCUCAUAUAUCGUGGCGAUCUUUAUAUACGCGCGUGGCAGCUGCAAAGUGAAUCUCGUCGUCGGGCGCAUCAACAUCAAGGCAAUAUCUGCUUAUCGGAGGGUGGUUGUUCGACGCCUCGUGUCGCCAGCGUGUCGGUACAACUCGAACAGGACAGCAACAAGUCGGAACAGCUGGAACGGGCACCGCGUUGCAACGUACGUACCUGUAGGCAAUCCAGAAAGGGAAAGGCGCGCGUGACCGCGCCCGCGUUGCUCGUACAGAAUCUCCUCGAGACACUCUAGCCAGGUCGGUAGCUCGACUAGAACCACUAUUUCUCUCAUCGAACCACUCGGUUCCCUCGCGAACAAGCUGAGCCUCUCGAAACGGGCUCCGAAUGAAAAAAUAUGGGUCGAGAGUAUUGUUUUGCGUGAUAAGAUUUUCGUCAUGGAACAGAGCCAGAACGAGUCCUCUGGCAUACGUAUUCGAUGACGCGAUCUAACAACACUAGGAACGCGAGUUCAAUUUUUAAAAGCGAGAAGCUGUACGUAGGCUGCCUGGCUAAUACUUGACGAACACAAUAAACCUACUAUCGAUAGCGUCGGGGUAUCUCAAAUCAAGUAUAAAUUUGUUGUUGCAAUUUGUCGGGUGUGCUUUCGACGUUCUCCGAGAGAUGAAAAUUCUUGCGAUGCUCCGACUUUUUUCAAUAUAAUUUUCGUGCACCAUCGAUAUGGAAAGUUGUUGGAAAGAAACUAUUCAAAAAUACGAAUCGAAUAUAUCAAUUAACAAUUUCUUCCUAAAAAAGUAAUUCACAUGCAUACUGGGGGAGUCAAUAAGAAAUGUCAUUAAGAAUAACGUAAUAUUUAUUAAUUUUAUUCUAGAGUGUCACUUAAAUGAAUUUUAAUUUAUUGAAAUAUUAGAAUGGAUUCAGUUAAUAAGAUUCAUGAAGUAGGAAAUUCAUUUAAGAAAUUGUUUGAUACAAUGAAAUAAUUCGUGUAUUCAUACGAAUGUUUUUUGUUGAUUCAUCCUGUGUAUAACUUUCUGGAUGCUAGGAAAUGAGAAAAAACGUGGGGAUUUUUAAACCGUGAAAAUUACAUAAAUCACAUUUCUCUCGCAUCAUGUUCGACGACAACAGUUUCGAAGAAUAUUCUUUUGCCAUUCCGCGCAUUCCUACGAGAUGGAAAAAGCUUGGCCUCCGUUUUGGCCAGUGUGGAAUGUGUAAAUACUAUCGAAUACAUAGACCUGAGUUGAUAUUAUUUUUCACACACGAAUUUCGAUCAGGACUUUCACGAGUGUUUACCAGAAACAAAAAUGUAAGGAUCUCUGUAUAAAGGAAUUUUCCUCGGAUCAUUCUGUGCGUGUUUUUGUCUCCAAUUACGCCGGACACGUAGUAUUCCGCACGUUACUGUAACUACACGGUGCCAAUAUUUAACACGUAAUAUGGCGUUCGCCGUUCGAUAUGGCUUUUUUAAAACAAUUGAGUAUUUAAGACGAUGACGGAUGGAACGACGAAGGAGAAUAAUAAUAAUAAUGAUGUAUCGUCAUUCUUCGAUGAGCUUUUUUCGGCAACGUUUCAAACCGUUCGAUGAAGUACGAUUUCCGAUCGGCUCUUAUAUUGUAUUUCGUUUUGUAUAAAAAUACUGCUGAAAAAAUCAAAGAACUUUUGUUUGGUACAUGGUUAUUUGUUAUUUGGUAUUGGUAUUUAUUAAUAUCUAUGGUCGAUAUGCCAAGCAAUUUUAUGAAAAAUUUUUCAAGAUAUGUGUUCUGUCGAUAAACUAAUAAUGGCAUCAGAAAAUAUUAGAAAACAGAAAUAUUUUGAAUUUAGAAUAGAUAUUUUCGAACCUAUAUUAGGCCGGAAAAAUUGUCAAACUGAAAAUGGAGAGGAAACUAAGAAAAGAAGACAUUAGCCUCUUGGUUUAUUAAAACCAAACGGAUAUCAAUUAAAACAAUUCGAUUAUGACAGACCUGUAAUUCUUCUUAAUUGAAAAUAAAAAACGGUCACAGGAUACACAUGAUUAUUUUCUCUAUCCGUAUUUUUUCUUUACGUGCUUGCCAGUUAAGGUAAAUCGCUUUAAACGAACGCGUUUGUGGGAAACGUUGCCAAAACUUAAUGGAAGACCAAUGUAUAUACGCUGUACACUAAUAAAAAGAAAAGGAAAAGAAACAUCGAAACAUUCGGCGAUGCUUUUUGAACAAUUCUCUAUAAUAUUGUAUGUACGUUUGAGAUUAAGUAUAACUCGGAUGAAUUGCACGCGCGUGAUUAUCGAGAAUGGAUCAGACUUGAGAGUUUCUGAAGAGAAAGAAAGAGAGAGAGAGAAUGGGUAUGCAAUGGGAACUCGAAAUAAGAUUCGCAGAUGUCAAGAUGUAUAGACGUGACGUGAAUCUCUGUUUGGUAAGGCUUGUGUCGGUUCGUGUAUACGUUCUAUCUCUUCUCGUGCGAUCCUCCCCCCUUAUAUGCCACCCUUUCCCCGAUUCAUCCGUCGAAAAAUUUUCAAAUCGAAGCACGUUGGUGACGAGAUAGUGGAGACUGUCGUUGGCCAAGCAGCAAUUUACCUUAGCUUCUAAGUUACCGAAUUCGUUGCCAUCUUGGGUAACGAGAGUGGUAGCGCUUGGCUAGUCGCUAAAGGUCGAGAUGAAAUAUUUUUUUAAACGCGCCGCCGUCAACGAUGCUUCAAUAUUGAAUCGUGUGCUGGGUGUUGCGUGACUUCUUCUCCUUCCAAGGAAAUUGCGAUUAAAAAUUAUCAAUUGAAGCUUGUCAACACUUAAGAUCGAUCGAAUAUAGAGAAAGUGUAUAUGACAUAUAACUGUUACAUGUUUCACAAGAAGAUAUACAAGGCUAUCAUAUAAGAUACAGACUGUGAAUGAAACAGUAAAGACAAGAUCCCUUGGUGUCCAAUAAUAAUUGAAAACUGUUUUGUCCUUCACAUUUGAUAACACAUUAAAUUGAAUGAUUUACUAAUCAUAUUUUGUACACCUGUACGCACGCAACACUUGAGGUGCACGCGACGAGAUUAAUGUGAAACUAUCGUUGCUUGAAUCUCCCAAGAAAGAAGUUGAGCGUGUAAAACCUUGCGCACAAAUCGGUUACGAUUUGACGGCUCGACGAAGCUGAUACGACGUGAGGAAUCGAUGUAAUUUAAGGAUCCAGCAUAAUUCCUUGAGACGACGAUGUAAACGUUAUUUUAUUAUCGUAACGAAUAGGUAACGGAGAAGUAUUUAUAUAGCUAUGCUUUAAUACCUGAACGGUACCGAAAUUGUUAACAAUAAUUGCUCAGCAAAUAAGACGAACAGACAAGAUUGUUCAUCGCUUACUGUGUACAGUACAACACAAUUAAGAAACCAAACUACGGCUUCGUUUAUUCAACUUUAUCAGUUGCGUGCAAUAAGUAUAUCAUUUGUCGUUCCCUUUUAAUCAUCAGAGAAAGAAAGCUUACGUGAAAGAAAAUUACUUUCGCUAUGCAUGAGAUUUUGCAACAAACUAUGUACGUCAGAAAAUGAGAAUAAAACGGCUCGAGCUUCAGUUCCUAACGGAGUUCAAAACAAUUUUCACUUGUCGCGUUACUUUCUUUUACAAACUUUCUGAUAAAAAAGAGUCGUUGGAACUCGAUGAUGCGACGGGGCCCGAUUUCGCGUCGAUUCAACGGCCAACGACUGAAACGAGGUAAAGGAAAAGAUAAACCAAUGGGAAGACGAUAUUCUUAUUUAUUGGGGUAGAUGAAAGCACUGGCUGGGUCGAGGCGGGAUCGGUCCGUACGUGGGCCGCGUAUAUUAUUAGCAGCAAAACUUAAUUAGUCUAGGUUAUUACUCCAUAGACCAGUUUGUACAAUACGUUAUCGCGCAUAUUCAAUGUGAAUACGAAUGCAAUUAUAAAUUAUCAUAAUAAAGUGUAUGUUUAUAUACAUGUA
This is a messenger RNA of Ceratina calcarata, 7659 nucleotides long. RefSeq names its product transmembrane and TPR repeat-containing protein 1. Gene Ontology annotation, molecular function: protein binding. The record is from RefSeq and is a predicted model, not a curated record. The coding region runs from base 1789 to 4059 and encodes 756 amino acids. NCBI's taxonomy places the organism in Eukaryota, Metazoa, Arthropoda, Insecta, Hymenoptera, Apidae. The transcript has 15 exons.